GGAAGAGGAGAGGCAGAUCAUGGAGGAAGAGAAGCAAGAGGAGGUGGUGAAUCCAAAGGGAGAGAAGCAGGAGGCUGUGAGGGAGCUGAAGGGAGAUGAGAAACAGGAGGAUGUGGAGUCCAAGGAAGACAAGAGAAGGCAGAUGUUAAAGGAGGUGGAAGAAAUGAAGGAAAAAGAGAAGGAAGUGGAUGAAGAAAAACAAGCACAGUCAUCUCAUUUUAAAGUAGAGAUAAAAAACAGCCUCCUCUCGUCACCUCACCAUCAGAAUGACACAGAAAGCAAUGAGAAAGAGACACAAGGACAGAAGAGCUUGGAAUCUGUGCUCUCAGAAUCGUCCACACAGACUGAAAAGAAAGGGACUGAAGACCCACAGAUAGAAGAAGAGAAGAGAGAGGAAGAAAACCAGAAACAGAAGGAAGAGGAACAGGAGGAAGCUGGGAAGAAUGUAGAGGGUGAGAGAAGGGACAAAGUAGAAGAGGGGAACCUGAAAUGUUCAAAUAAGCAUUGUCCUCAACCCGGCGAAGACGGAGUGGUGAGGGACCGAGGUAGGAAGGAUUCUGCAAAUACACUGAGCUCAGUGGAUGAAAGGGAAAUGAAGACAGGAAAGCAAAAUCCAGUGGCUGACAAAAAUCAAAUAUUAGCAGACAGGACAGGAAUGAGUCAGACUGUAUCACCUAAGGACAUGGAGGGAGAAGAGGAUAGAAAACAGGAGGAAGAAAAAAGAAAUGACAAUGCUGAGGCUGAUAAAGCGGAAGAAGGUGAGAAGAGAAACAGAGAAUCAAAUAUAAGAGGGAACGAAGACAUCGAAAGCAACAAUGCUGACGGCAUCUCUGAUCUUAUGGGAGUUAACCAGAAAGAGAUAAGUGAUUACACAGACAAUAAUCUGCGAUAUUCAGGUGAGAAGAAAGAAGGUGAUCAACUGCAUUCCAGUGAGGUGAAAAACAGUAACCUUUCUGAUGACAGCUUGCUCAGUCAGGGACAUAAAACCAAGCCUGCAGACACUGAAACUAGCGGCAAUGAGAUUUCCAUUGAAAAGGAAACGAAGCAAAUUCUCCCUGAUCAUAAGACAGACACACAGGGGGACACUGACAGGGAAGAGAGGAACAUGAACAUGGAACACGAUGAUGUGAGAGUGAACGAGGAUGUCGAUAUGCAGAAAAAAAGUCAUGUUAAUACAGUCGGUGAUGAAUUCAGGGCCGAGGGAGGAAUUGAAAUUUCAGUUUCAGGUAUUGACCGUGUUGAGAGUCAGACUAUCGUAUCUGAACAAACUGUUCCACACAUGUCUCGACAUCCAGCUGGUUCUUCAUUUCUGUCUGAUGAUCACGAUGAAGGCACUGCAGAGACUGAAAGCAGUGGAGCAUUUGGCAGUUUCAAUAACGUCCUUGACUUUUUCAGCCAAACACGAUCCACAGAAUCUGAAGCAAGCUUGGAUUCUCACACAGGUGAGACGAUCAAGACACAAGGCUCUCUGACUCCUGAACCAGAACCAGAUUCAGCUCAUAUUCAAGAUUUAUACACAGAGGCUCCCAUCGCCCUGUCACAACAGCAGGUGCAGCCUUCUCCUCCUCCCUUUAUCCUGACACCAUCUCUGUCUCCGACACACACCCAUUCCCACCCCAGUUCUCUGUCUCCAAACACAGUGAGCCCCCUCCAAACAAAAACCCUCUUCAAACACUACAAGAGCCUCCUCGCCUACAUGAGCGUGGAUGAGAUGACUGUUUUGAUGGAACUGUUCGGGACACACAAGCUGCAGUUCUUGGAUUACAUUGUAGGAAGCUCAGAAACCAUGACUGAUGAUCCUGAUAAUGAUGAAUCUAUAUUGCUGGAUAUAGAAAGACUUCUUCAUUAUCACAGGGAGACAAUAAUGGCUUCUAGCAUGAGGCUCACAGAUCCACCUCAGGAGGACAAAGAAAAGACCAGAAUGCUCGUCGCACUUCAGAAACUAGAAAUGCUGCUGGCAAGAGUGCGGCAGGUUCUCGACACAGGAAAAUCUGACAUCAGUAAUACAAACCAUCAAGCUGAGGCCAGCUGUGCAGAUGAAUACUGUUCAACUCACAGCAGAGAUAAGGAAAUGGCCACUGAGGAAGAGUCACAUAAGACCGGAGAGUCCUCUGUACCUCUGGAUAAUAACACUCCAAGAGAUGAAUGGAUGGGAGUGGAUCAAGACAAACAUGGACAACUGAAUGGUGGCACAGGAAAACAGAGGGAAACUGAGGAUGUGGAAAGAGGAGAGAAGAGAAAAAGAAGUGAAGGAAAGAGAGUGUCCACUGAGUUCCAUCCUCACGCUGAGCCAGGACCAGCACAGCCACUGGAAGGGCUAACGAAGCAAAUCCUGGACUUUGUUCAUCAUAUCGCUGAAGACUCAACCACUCAUGUUCAUGCAGUGUGGGAGCUCCUCAUUUGGCUAACUGUACAGGUUGUAUCGUCCCUGCCUGAUGACAUCAGACCCGGGCCAGAUCUGUAUGGGGUUCCAUGGGAACCAGUCAUCGUAUCCAGUCUGGUGGGGCUGAUGACAGUGCUGUUAUUUACCUGUAGAUGUUACAGAUCUGUCAAAAGCAGAAUGUAUCGAAGUAAAGAGCAGUGGAUGGCUGAGCAGGUUGCACAGCUGCUGGAUGAAAAGUGUAAAGUCCUUGAGACUCUCAGCAAAUGUCAGCAAGAGUAUGAUGACCUGGAGAGCUCAUUGCGGGACAGUGGUGUGUUGGCACAAACCCAAAAGACAGAACAGCUGGAGGGGGAAAUCACACAGAUGGAACAUGCUAAACGGGAGCUGGAGAUGGAUCUUGACCAACUGAAGGAUCAACUGGACCUGCAGAGAGAACAUAGGAGAGAGCAAGAAAGGAGAAUAGCAGUGCUUGAAGAGAACAUGAAAACAUUUGAAGAAGAAGCCAAAGACCUGCAGUCACAGGACGAGCAGGCGCAAACCACUCUGAAAGUGUACAAUAUGAACAGUGACAGGCUACAGAGGAAUCUUGAAACAGCUUUAGAGGAGAAGACGCUACUACAGGGGAGCAAUGCUCAGUUGAGGCAGCAGGUGGAGGGAUGGGCGGAACGAGUGAGUGAAUUGGACGCAGAAAUGAGCAGGUGUGAGGUCACCCACAGCGCAAUGCUGCAGGGUGUGGCCAACAAGGAUGAGCGUAUAAUGUCCUUGACAGACCGACUGCUGAAGAUGAAAGCUUGGGAUUCAGAACUGGAGGAACAGGAAGGUGAAGAAGGGGGAGAGAAGGAGGCAUCCAAUGGCACAGCAGGGAACGGAGAGGAGAAUGGAAGAGGAGACAAAUUGGAAAGUCAUCUUCAGAAAGUCCAGAAACUUAUCUAUGCUGCUAAGCUAAAUGCAGACCUCAAAUCAGUAGAUGAAGACAAGGACAGAGUGUUUGCCAAACUGAAUGAUGAAGUCAGAGCUAAAGAAGACUUGCUUGAUGGCAUUAAGGAGCUGGAGAAUGAGAAAUUAUCUCUACAGUCGGACACUGAGCACUACUCAGAUCAGGUCCAAAGAUUACAACAGAAACUCCACAUUAUGACAGAAAUGUACCAAGAGAAUGAGCUCAAGCUACACAGGCUGUUGACAGUGGAGGAGAAGGAGCGUCUGCAGAAAGAGGAAAAGUUAAAUAAAGCAGACAAAAACAUUGCAUUAGCCAUGGAAGAACUCAACAACUAUAGACAACGAGCAGCGGAGAUGGAGGAAGAGCUGGAGAAAACCAAACAGUCUUACCAGACUCAAAUGUCAGCACAUGAGAAAAAGGCUCACAAUAACUGGCUGGCUGCCCGAGCAGCAGACAGAGAGCUAGCAGACAUCAGGAGAGAGAACGCCCUCUUGAGACAGAAGCUGACAGACACACAGUUUAAACUAGACGCCCUUGACAAAGAUCCCUACGCCUUGGACAGCCUGGCUAGACCACUGCCUUUCAGAGCUGAAAGGUCACCAUACGGUCCAUCUCCUCUGGGUCGACCUGCAUCUGAAACCAGAGCUUUUCUGUCUCCUCCUACAUUAAUGGAUGGACCACCUCCCAGACUGUCUCCUAGAGUUCCUCGUGGUCCAAUGGAGCCCCCAGGUGGCCAAGGAGAGAUGGAGCGGAGUGGAGGUCCUCAUUCAGACAGUGGCUCAAUCUCUCCUACAUGGGAGAGAGAUCGCAGGGGACCUCCACCAGGACCCCCCGGGCCCCUAGGACCUCCAGGUUAUAUGUUUCCAGAACCUGGUGGUCCAAUGUACAGGAGACCUCCACCUCCUCUAGGAGCUCUGGGCUUUUUGCCUCCCCCUGGCUCCCUCCCACCAGGCCCUCCUCAUCCAAGGAGUCUCCUCUCAGGACCCCCUCACCCUGCAGACAUGGCAGAUGGCCCAUACAGAGAAAACAGCUUUGGGCCUGGUGAACAGGAGCACAGAGAGCCUGGUCCUGGUGAUCGAAGGACUCCCCCUGAAGCUGAUCCAAGGAUGGGGGGCGCACCACCUCCUGGACCCCCGAUGGGCCCCAUGGACGGUUCCUUUCCUCGCAGAGUCCCUUAUGGUCCUCCACCUCCUGAUUUCUACCCCACCAGAGGACCUGGAGGCCCCCCCAUCAUGCCUAUGUGGGCCCCUCCACCGCCAGGGGUGAUGCUCCCUCCUCGUUUCCCUCCCGGUGGACCUCCUCUUCCUCCUGCUGCUCAUUCUCACCACGUUCCCCCCAUGCGACCCCCUCUCCCUGAUGGCCUGCCACCUCCUUCCAUGGAUCCUCUCCCUCCUCAGCAGUCCCUGUCCUCCCCACCACACGGCCAGCUGCCAGAGGAGCACGCACCCUUGCCCGAAGAUGCCAUUUGAUCCUGACUGGGUUUUCUUGAGCUGUGAGACAUUCACGUAGCUGGAUGGUUGGCCGACUGUUUUACAUCCUUAUAUCUACAUCUGCUUAUUAAUCAGGAGGAUGUUAUUUAAUGAAGAAUGGGGAAACCGUCAGCCGUCAUUAAUUCAGUUUAUUGAUGUCCAUCUGCCUUUUCUUCCUCUAUUCAGAUCCUCUCUUUCCUUGUUCUUUUGCCCUGUAACUUGUCUUUUUUUCUUUCUUACGGUUUCGCUCUGCUGCUUCGUCAUCCACCUACAUUCCCUGUGAAGUAGGCCCUGUUGUGUGUGGUUUCACAGACAGGAACACAGCAGCUUAACCUGUACAUCGGUGUGUGGGAAUGUUUCCACAUGAACCAAAAGCAGUCACUUGUUUGCUUGAUGAUGCCAGAAAGGGUUUUAGUGGAACUUCGGCUGACAUGAGUGCAUGUAGAAAUGCUAUAUGUGUGAGAGUAGGGCAUGUUUUACGUACGGCAUCGGUCAAAAUUUCACCUCAGUGGCACAGAAAGAGAAAUCCAAAUUAGUGCUAUUAGCUAUCAGGGAAGAAAUUUUAAACCUAAUACAAAAUAUUUUGUCGUAGCAACACUCUAUCACCAUAAUUUUAGAAACAUAGCCAUUCAGUAUCUACCUUCUUGUUCACCU
This is a messenger RNA of Scatophagus argus, 5443 nucleotides long. It is a transcript of the gene mia2, whose product is annotated as CTAGE family, member 5. Gene Ontology annotation, cellular component: endoplasmic reticulum exit site; endoplasmic reticulum membrane. Lineage: Eukaryota; Metazoa; Chordata; Actinopteri; Scatophagidae. Gene Ontology annotation, biological process: vesicle cargo loading; protein secretion; endoplasmic reticulum to Golgi vesicle-mediated transport. The record is from RefSeq and is a predicted model, not a curated record. The transcript has 25 exons. The coding region runs from base 20 to 4789 and encodes 1589 amino acids.